AUGAUGCAGAGGCCAUUCCGCCCGGAGGAGUACUCCUUGAAGGAGACUACUCCUCACCUUGGUGGAGCAGCUGCAGGUGACAAGCUCACCACCACCUAUGACCUGGUUGAGCAGAUGCAGUACCUUUAUGUUCGAGUGGUAAAAGCGAAGGAACUUCCAGCUAAGGACCUCACUGGAAGUUGUGACCCGUAUGUUGAGGUGAAGCUUGGGAAUUAUAAGGGCACAACUCGGCAUUUUGAGAAGAAGACCAAUCCUGAGUGGAACCAGGUGUUUGCCUUCUCAAAGGAGCGCAUUCAGGCAUCAGUAGUGGAGAUUAUCGUCAAAGAUAAAGACUUUGUUAAAGAUGACUACAUUGGACGGGUUAUGUUUGACCUUAAUGAGGUCCCAAAGCGAGUUCCACCUGACAGCCCGUUGGCUCCACAAUGGUAUCGCUUGGAAGAACGGAAUGGGCACAAGGUCAAAGGAGAGUUGAUGUUAGCUGUUUGGAUGGGUACUCAAGCAGAUGAAGCAUUUCCUGAAGCUUGGCACUCUGAUGCUGCGUCAAUCCCUGGUGAUGGCCUUGCAAGUAUUAGAUCAAAAGUUUAUCUUACUCCUAAGCUUUGGUAUCUGCGUGUCAAUGUCAUUGAAGCACAAGAUCUUAUACCAAAUGACAAGACCAGGUUCCCUGAGGUUUAUGUCAAAGCAAUGUUAGGAAACCAGGCUCUUAGAACCCGAGUAUCACCAGGCAGGACUCUGAAUCCAAUGUGGAAUGAGGACUUGAUGUUUGUUGCAGCUGAGCCAUUUGAGGAGCACCUGAUUUUGAGUGUAGAAGACAGGAUUGCUCCAGGAAAGGAUGAUGUAAUUGGGAGAACUGUCAUUUCACUGCAGCAUGUAGCUCGGAGGCUGGACCACAAGUUGCUGAACAGCCAGUGGUAUAAUCUUGAGAAGCAUGUGAUGGUGGAUGGUGAGCAGAGGAAGGAGACCAAGUUCUCAAGCAGGAUUCACUUAAGAAUUUGUCUUGAAGGUGGAUAUCAUGUCUUGGAUGAAUCGACACAUUACAGUAGUGAUCUAAGGCCAACUGCCAAACAGCUGUGGAAGCAUAACAUUGGGGUCCUUGAGCUGGGUAUCUUGACUGCGCAGGGCCUGUUGCCUAUGAAGACGAAGGAUGGACGCGGCACGACUGACCCUUAUUGUGUUGCUAAGUAUGGGCAGAAAUGGGUGCGUACAAGGACUAUCAUUGAUAGUUUCACUCCCAAGUGGAAUGAACAGUACACUUGGGAAGUGCAUGAUCCAUGCACUGUGAUCACUAUUGGUGUAUUUGACAACUGCCACUUGAAUGGCGGGGAAAAGGCUAAUGGUGCACGGGAUACCAGAAUUGGCAAGGUCCGCAUCCGCCUCUCAACGCUAGAAACUGAUCGGGUGUAUACCCACUCAUACCCUCUUAUUGUUUUGACACCUGCUGGCGUUAAGAAAAUGGGUGAGGUACAGCUUGCUGUCCGGUUCACAUGCUCAUCACUGUUCAACAUGAUGACUCUGUAUUCACAGCCCUUGCUGCCCAAGAUGCACUAUAUACACCCGUUGUCUGUGAUCCAGGUUGAUAACCUAAGACGCCAAGCAACCAACAUUGUCUCAACCAGGCUGAGCCGUGCAGAACCGCCACUGCGAAAAGAAAUUGUGGAGUACAUGCUGGAUGUGGAUUCUCACAUGUGGAGCAUGAGAAAGAGCAAGGCAAACUUCUUCCGUAUCAUGGGUGUCUUGAGCCCUCUGAUUGCAGUUGCUAGAUGGUUUGAUCAGAUCUGUCACUGGAGGAACCCACUGACGACUAUACUGAUCCAUGUCCUCUUUGUGAUACUGGUCUUGUAUCCUGAGCUGAUACUGCCUACAAUCUUUCUCUACCUAUUCCUGAUUGGAGUGUGGUACUACCGGUGGCGGUCGAGGCAGCCUCCGCACAUGGACACUCGCCUCUCACAUGCGGAGACCGCCCAUCCUGACGAGCUUGAUGAAGAGUUUGACACCUUCCCUACAUCUCGCCCACCUGACAUCGUCAGGAUGCGGUAUGACCGCCUCCGGAGCGUUGCUGGGAGGAUCCAGACUGUUGUUGGUGAUCUUGCAACACAAGGAGAAAGACUGCAGUCUCUGCUGAGCUGGAGAGACCCAAGGGCCACCGCGCUGUUUGUGACCUUCUGCUUCAUCGCUGCGAUCGUCCUGUACGUCACACCAUUCCGUGUUGUGGUCUUCCUUGCAGGCCUGUACACCCUGAGGCACCCGAGGUUCCGCCACAAGAUGCCGUCUGUCCCGCUGAACUUCUUCAGGAGGCUGCCGGCAAGGACUGAUAGCAUGCUGUAA
Molecule: messenger RNA, 2325 nt
Organism: Triticum turgidum subsp. durum (durum wheat)
Lineage: Eukaryota; Viridiplantae; Streptophyta; Magnoliopsida; Poales; Poaceae
Source: the annotation of a GenBank genome assembly